Molecule: messenger RNA, 1788 nt
Organism: Dalotia coriaria
Lineage: Eukaryota; Metazoa; Arthropoda; Insecta; Coleoptera; Staphylinidae
Product: ciliary microtubule associated protein 1A-like
Exons: 13
Coding region: 299-1645 (448 amino acids)
Cellular component (GO): cytoskeleton
Source: RefSeq, a predicted model, not a curated record
AUUUGCUUUGCUUUCGCCUUUUGCAGCACCGAAUAAAUACCAUGUCGAAAAUGCGGAUGUAAUAUUUGAUAGCUCGCCAAAAUACACGAUACGACCGAAAACAAAUAUUUACAAACCAAGUGACACGCCUGCACCAAACACUUAUGCAAUCGAACGAGCUGAUGUCAUAUUCGAUACAUCGCCCAAAUACACUCUCAGGCCCAAAACGGGCAUUGAGAAACCGUCCGAUGUGCCUGCCCCGAAUUGCUAUCACAUUGAACGCGCUGAUGCGAUUUAUGAUAACUCCCCCAAAUACUCGAUGAGGCCUAAAACUGGCGUUGAGAAACCAUCAGAUGUGCCGGCACCGAACUGCUAUCAUAUUGAACGUGCUGAUGUUAUUUUUGAUAAUUCGCCCAAAUACACGAUGAGGCCACAGACAAACGUGGAGAAACCUUGGAUAACACCCGCCCCAAACAGUUAUAAUGUUGAUAAAGCUGAUGUUAUCUUUGAUAACUCCCCAAAAUACACAAUGAGGCCAAAAACCGGUAUUGACAAACCGUCGGAUGUUCCUGCGCCUAACAGCUAUCAUAUUGAGCAUAGUGACAAUUUAUUCGAUAAUUCGCCAAAAUAUACUAUGAGACCACAAACAAACUUAGAGAAAUCGUCGAUAACACCUGCACCAAAUGAAUAUAAAAUUGAACGAGCUGAUAUUAUCUUUGAUAAUUCGCCAAAGUAUACAAUGCGUCCCAAAACUGGUGUAGAAAAACCAUCAGAUGUUCCCGCACCAAAUUGUUAUCAUAUUGAACGUGCUGAUGUUAUUUUCGAUAAUUCACCCAAAUACACAAUGAGACCACAAACAAAUUUGGAGAAACCAUCGAUGACACCCGCCCCAAAUGAAUAUAAAAUUGAACGUGCCGAUGUUAUUUUCGACAAUUCACCGAAAUACUCAAUGAGGCUUAAAACAGGCGUUGAAAAGCCUUCUGAUGUUCCUGCACCUAAUUCUUAUCACAUUGAACGCGCCGAUUUAAUCUUUGAUAAUUCUCCAAAAUAUACAAUGCGCCCCAAAACCGGCGUAGAAAAACCGUCAGAUGUUCCUGCCCCGAAUUGCUAUCAUAUCGAGCGCGCUGAUGUUAUUUUCGAUAAUUCCCCAAAAUAUACGAUGAGGCCGCAAACCAACUUAGAGAAACCUUCAAUGACACCCGCACCAAACGAGUAUAACAUUGAACGUGCGGAUGUAAUUUUCGAUAAUUCUCCAAAAUACACGUUGAGAGCGAAAUUAAACGACGAAAAACCAUCAAACACACCUGCACCAAACGUGUACACAAUCAAAUCCAAGCUGGGCGACUCCGCAGCUCCAGCAUUCACAAUGACUGGCCGAAACAAAUGCGCCGUGGACGAACGCGUCAAGAACCCUGGACCGGGAGCAUAUAACAAUGUAAAUCCCACUGCUAUUAAAUCGCAAUCACCUUCGUAUACCAUGGGUGCAAGACAUUCCAUCACAGCUGAAUGCUUUAAAAUUCCUGGGCCUGGCAACUAUCGUCCUGAAAAGGUUGAUAUACAUCUGCGACAUGCACCUGGGUAUUCAUUUGGAAUAAGACAUUCUAACUAUCUUGGAUCAGAGGAAUUAUGUUUGAGGAGUGAUAAACCAUUACUUUACUUAUCUUAAGUUUGAGUAUAAUGGAAAGGCAAAGAAUAACAAUCAAUAGUUUACUAAUCACAAUAAUAGUCUAUUAAUAUUAAUAUGUAAGUAAAAAUUACAUAACCUUCUAAUGAUUUAAAUUGAAUAAUGGUUAAUAUUGUAUUUGUUGA